GUUGCCCAGAUGCAGCAGCUCAAGUUCCAGUUGCUACUGAAGCUGCAGAAGGUGAAUGCUGGUGGUGAGAGUGAUGGCUGGAAGGCCUGGAUCGAGAAGUUGUUGGACCCGGCCACCUUUGAGAAGGGCCAGCAUCUCCUUCUGGGCGAAGCAGGUCUGAUGGAUGAGCGCUUGAGUAGCGCUGGGAAGCUGGCCUUUGCCUUUGUGUUGGGCACGCAUGAUCGCAUGCUCCUUUCAGAGAGCUACCCGCAGCUGGAGUCUUUGAUGAAAGAGGCUGUGGACAAGGCCAACAUAGUGACAGCGGCAGCGCAGCCGAGCGACGAAGCAGCUGGAAGUGGCAAUGAGGAGGGCAACGGAGAUGAUGAUGUGAUCAUGGAGGAUCCGUCUAGCAACCUCUCGGCCAAAAAGAAGCGGAAAUCAGACAUGAUUGCAGCGGCCGUGCAGGAAGAGUUGCGGUUCUAUGCCCAUUUCCUUGUUUGCGACUACGACGACCCAGCACAGAAAACGAGUUUGUUAGAUUCUUUGCAGCAUCACAAGCUG
Messenger RNA from Durusdinium trenchii, 540 nucleotides. The record is from the annotation of a GenBank genome assembly. Lineage: Eukaryota; Dinophyceae; Suessiales; Symbiodiniaceae.